This is a messenger RNA of Sus scrofa (pig), 1303 nucleotides long. The record is from RefSeq and is a predicted model, not a curated record. Lineage: Eukaryota; Metazoa; Chordata; Mammalia; Artiodactyla; Suidae.
UCUGUUGAAUACUGACGGCCAAGGUGAACCCUAGGGCGUUGUUAUCUUGAGUAAGUGUCAUUGUCCUUUGGUCUCUUCCCAGGUCCGCUCUGGUCUGCAUGCCCAGAGGGCUAUGAUGGGAACGUGUGUGACCACUCGGAUGGUUCCCCUGACUCACUGCCUCUGCCCGGAAGCUCAUCUUUCAGAAGUCAGGAAACUGCUUCCCAUGGUGGUGGACCCCCAGGGACAAAACGCUGUGUAGAUGGAAAUGGACAGAAGCAGCUCAGGAUCUAGUCCAGGGAUGCCCUUGGUGGAACCUGGUGUCCUGGGGUGAUCUCUGCAGGUGGUGGACGCAUGGCUGAUUCCUGAGCAAGGAUGCUUCGCCGGGGACUCCUCGCCUGGGUCUCCCGGGUGGGCGUCCUGCUCGUGCUCCUCUGUUGCGCUGUCUCCGUCCUCUACAUGCUGGCCUGCACCCCGAGAGGUGACAGUGAGCGGCGGGGGCUGCCCGGGGCCAGCGGCCCCACCGGACGGGCCGGGUACCAGGCGGCACUGCAGGAGUGGGAGGAGCAGCACCGGGGCUACGUGGGCAGCCUGCAGAGGCAGAUCGCACAGCUCAAGGAGGAGCUGCAGGAGCGGAGCGCGCAGCUCAGGACUGCACAGCACUUGGCGGGCGACCCCGCGGGCUCCCCCGAGAGGGCCCAGGCCGACCUGCUGGCUUUCCUGCGCUCCCAGGUGGACAGGGCAGAGGUGCAUGCCGGCGUCAAGCAGGCCACCGAGUACGCCGCGGUGCCCUUCGACAGCUUCACCCUGCAGAAGGUGUACCAGCUGGAGACGGGCCUGACCCGACACCCCGAGGAGAAGCCGGUGCGGAAGGACAAGCGGGACGAGCUGGUGGAGGCCAUCCAGUCGGCCGUGGAGGCCCUAAACAGCCCGGCCGAGAGCAGCCCCGACCAGCGUCCUUACACGGCCUCGGACUUCAUCGAAGGGAUCUACCGCACAGAAAGGGAUAAAGGCACUUUGUACGAGCUCACGUUCAGAGGGGACCACAAGCACCAGUUCAGACGCCUCGUCUUGUUCCGACCGUUUGGCCCCAUCAUGAAAGUGAAGAAAGAGGAGCUGAACAUGGGCAGCACGCUGGUCAAUAUUAUCGUGCCCCUGGCCAGGAGGGUGGACAAGUUCCGGCAGUUCAUGCAGAAUUUCAGGGAGAUGUGCAUCCAGCAGGAUGGGAGAGUUCAUCUCACUGUUGUUUACUUUGGAAAAGAAGAAAUGAAUGAGGUCAAAGGAAUACUCGAAAACACCUCCAGGUAAGUCCAACUGGGAGCCA